AUGGUUUACAUUGCAUCUGUUUAUGGAGAAUGGGUGAUAAAGGACAAUUUGUCUUGGCAUUUUGAGGUUGAUUAUCGGAAAGGAGGUAGAAUGUUCUCGUUGAGGGAUGGAUGUACACAUGAUGAGCUUAUUCAAAUGGCUUUAGAGGAUUAUUCGGUAACCAAGAUCGGACACCGUUUGGAAAUAUCAUAUCCAUUACCAGAAGUGUUCACUCAGCAAACGUGUAAUGAUUCUCCGCCCAUCAAAGGGAAGGAUGAAGACAACGUAGAUGGACCUUUGGAUGAAGACUUAGAUGAAAAUCUGGAUGAUGAGUUGAAGGAAGAGUUCGAUGAAGAGUUGGAUGAAGAUUGGAGCGCAGAACGAGAAGAAGUGUCUGAAGAGUCGGGUUGUGAUGAGGAUGAUGUAAGGGAAAAAGCUUAUGAAGGCGAUGAUGACACACACGCGGACUACAGUCAGUAUGGGAAAAUUAAAGAUGAAGACGUUGUCAUUGAUGUUCCUUUCGAUGAUCCCCGCCUUUUAGGGCGUGGUGUGGGUCAUCGUAUAGGAAUUGAUAAUUGGGAAGACAAUAUUUACGAGCACCAGAGCUUUGAUACCAAGGCCCAACUUAUCUCUGAGUUGCGUUUGACCGCGGUGAUGACAAGAUUCUCAUUCAGGAUAGCUGCGUCUACAAGAAAAGUGUUUGUGGCCAAAUGCAAAGUCGCUGGAUGCAAAUGGAGGCUUAGAGCGGCCGUAAAGAACGAACCCUCCACGUUUUGGGUGACAAAGUACGUGAAGUCGCAUACAUGUUCUGUUUCUGAUCGAGUACGUAACCAUAAACGUUGUACAACGAAGUAUAUUGGAAAGCUUUUUCUUGAUCGGACAGGGCUCAUUGAAGGAAUUGUGCCGCAACACAUAAGAGACUCUAUGAGGAGGAUGUUUGGAAUGAAGCUCGACUAUACGGCUUCAUAUAGAGCUUUGAAACAUGCCCAAGACUUGGUGUGGGGAACAGCUGAAGAAGGAUACGCGAAUCUGCCUUCUUACUUGCAAAGAAUCAAGGAUGCAAAUCCGGGAACUGUGACUGACCUUUAUUUGAGGAGAGUGAUUGUGGUUGAUGGGACUCAUCUUACUGGGAAAUACGGAGGAGCUCUACUCGUGGCUGCCGGACAAGACGCCAACUUUCAAAUAUUCCCGCUAGCUUUCGCAGUGGUCGAUGCUGAGGAUAGUGAAUCAUGGGAAUGGUUUUUCAACAAGCUUAGAGAUUGUUUCAGGCAAUUUCCGCCAAUGGCGAUAGUCUCUGACCGUGCCGCUGCCAUAGCUAGAGCCAUUGGAAUCGUUAUGCCCUGGGCAUCAAGAGGAAUAUGCUACUAUCACCUCCAAGGUGAUAGAUACAAUAUAAAGACGAGCAACAUCGCAGAAUCUAUUAACUCGGCUGUCAAGAAAGCAAAAGGAUUACCUAUUCCUCGUCUUUUGGAGUUUAUUAGGGAGAAGCUCGGGAGAUGGUUUAGCAAGAGGCGGGAGGAUGCACUGAGUCUCACAACCAGACACAGCAGAGGUGUUGAGUACAUAUUGGCCAUACGGUCUUACUAUGCGGGAAGUAUGAUCGUAGAUCGCAUAGACGCUUGGCGCUUUCAUGUUAAAGGCGGGAGACGAGAUUGUAAUGUCGACUUGGAGAAUCGAACAUGCUCGUGCGGUGUGUAUAACGUUGAAAAAAUCCCUUGCUCUCAUGUUAUUGCAGCUGCAGCCGAAGCUAACGUCGACAUGUCCUAUUACGUAUGCGCCACUCAUUCGACGCCUUCCUUGUUCUCAACAUAUGCACAUCCGAUUUACCCCAAAGAGGGAACUGACUCCCACGUGAAGCCUGUUCGCUGUUUGCCUCCAGGGGAGAGUGUCCCUUCUGGAAGGCCGAAGAAGUCGAGGUGGCAAACUUGGCUAGAGAUGUCUAGGAAGAAAAACACAAAACCGAGGAAAACGCAUAAGAAGUACAGCUGCUCUAAGUGCAAGGAACCUGGUCAUACUCGCCCCAAUUGUGUCGCUGAAGACUGA
Messenger RNA from Microthlaspi erraticum, 2022 nucleotides. The record is from the annotation of a GenBank genome assembly. Lineage: Eukaryota; Viridiplantae; Streptophyta; Magnoliopsida; Brassicales; Brassicaceae.